AUAAUGCAUUGCAAUGCCAACGUAGGCAAAUCUGCCACUGGCUAGUUGUCAACAUGGCCACCAGUGUUUGCAAUCCGCUAUCAUAGCUCUUCUCAAUGGGAUGUCAUUUAACUCCACGUAUUUAGCAAAAAGACUUAUCGAACUAGCUAAGCAAGAGAGACGCUUUAAACACCGCGUUCUUUAGGUUCUACAAUACCCAGCCUGUGUCAGUCAAAAUGGCAAGCCCAAGGACCAGAAGAGUUUUGAAGGAAGUGAGAACCCAGGAGGAAAACAACCUUUGCUUUGAGUGUGGGGGCUUCAAUCCUCAGUGGGUGAGUGUGACCUAUGGGAUCUGGAUUUGUUUGGAAUGUUCUGGCAAACACAGAGGCUUGGGAGUACACCUUAGCUUUGUGCGCUCUGUUACCAUGGACAAGUGGAAGGACAUUGAGCUGGAGAAGAUGAAGGCGGGAGGGAACGGAAAGUUUCGUAUGUUUCUGGAACUCCAAGAUGAUUACGAUGCCACCUGGACCAUGCAGGACAAAUAUAACAGCAGACCUGCUGCACUUUUCAGAGACAAGGUUGCAACCAUUGCAGAGGGGAAAGAGUGGUCUAUUGAAACUUCCUCUGCCAAGGACUGGACUCCGCCUCAGGCUAAGACCGGACUUUCGACGUCUCAUCGCUCAGGGGGCCCUGGCCAGAACUCGGGAAACCCUUCAGACAAGGUGUUUGAGGACUGGUUGAGUGACGAUGUGAACUCUUAUCAGAGUGGUGGCGGUUAUAGUGGGAAUCAGGAGAACCGCUAUGUUGGCUUUGGGAAUACACCGACCCCAGAGAAGAAGGAGGAUGAUGUCCUGAACAACGCUCUAUCUUCCAUUUACUCGGGCUGGAGCAAUUUCACAAUCGGAGCAAGCAAAAUUGCAGCAGUCGCCAAAGAUAAUACUGCAAAACUUGCAACCUCAGCAACUCUAAAGUUAAGGGGCUAUAAGCCGCCCCCAGAGCCGGCCACAGAGUUAGGACAGACAUUAAAUGAGAAUGUUAUCAAACCUACCCACGAAAAGGUUAAAGAUGGCAAGUUGCUAGAUGAAAUGUCCGUCGGCAUUACUGGGCUGGCAUCCAAGGUUCAGGAUGCUGGUGCAAAAGGCUGGAAAGACAUGACUGACUUCUUUGCUGGAAAGCCCGAGGACGGGUCAGAAGGAGAGCGCUACCAGAACAUGGACGCCACUGAAGGUUACCAGUUCAACUCAUCAGGCCCAGAACUAGGCCAGGCCCCUGCGCAGGACUUCUGGACGUCCUUUGGCAGCGCCAGCUCCUCCAAGCCCAAGAAGUCCCCAAGCAGCGACAGUUGGACCAACGUCGACAACUCUGCCGCUGAGAAGAAGAGCUCCGACAGCUGGGACAACUGGGACUCGAAGGCGGCAUCCAACAACAAACACAGCACUGGAGACAGCUGGGAGGCCUGGGACAACAACUGGGACAACGCUGCUGGGGGAGAGGCCAAGGGCAAGAAAAGCCCCGCAGCCGCCCCCACCAAACCUGCUGAGGAAACCUGGGACAAUGCAGACUGGUAGAGGCCUCACUCACAAUCCUCCCCAGCUCGAUUUCUCCCUUUUCCUCUACCUUCACCGCCAUUCUCUCUUUCCUUCCUUCUCACAGGCACUUUUACAGUUGCACAGUUCUGUCUCUAACCUGGGUUGAGUUCAAUGCGAGUUCAGUAUGUAUUUAUCACUCAAUAAGAACUAAUUGAAAUGGAAUUGAUCUCAACGCACACUGAGUAUUCCUGAAUAUUUACACAUUUUAAAGGAAGGUUGCAGUCUAUUUAAUUUUGCCUGGAUGUGUAUACAUUUCUUUAAUUCAUUACAGGAGUUAAAUCUAAAUCUAAGUCUAUAGUCUGACAUUUUAAUACAUCAUCCUCAACUAAAGAUGGCGGCAGUCACCUACUCAACCAGUGUUUUUAGAGUGAGAGGAGCCCGGUCUGUCAGUGGUUAUCCCUUGCAAAACGGGGAUUUCAACUUUCUGAGUUUCCACACUCCAUUUAUGCAUAAUGAAAUUGACAAGGAACUGGAAUCCAAUUUAGUGUGCUGUAGUGUAAAGCCAGCAUCCCUUGCACCCCAACAGUGCGGUCUGUGUUGACUAAAACUUACGGUCAAAAUGUUAUUUUGUGUGUCAAUUUACGACUGCAGCUAACCUUGGUAUGAUGAUGCUUAACAUUGUGCAAUGGCGUUAUAUGUAUAAAAUGUAGCCGCUGGAUUCAUGUGAUGCAAGUAUAGUAUUUUACCAAUAUUUUUUUCUUUCCAUUCUCAGCCGUCUUCAUUGAAACCUGAACAGAAAGCUCUUAUGAGUCGGUACGACUUGGUUAUUUUGAUGAGGAACAGGGGAUAAGUACAUUUAGGUUUUAAUACAAUCGAGUCUCAAAAGCGGUUGACAGUGUUAAAGUACUAUUGCACCACCCAAUCAGUGGUUGUCGAUCGCAUGGCAUUAAUCUCAGCAGCUAACUGUAAUAUAAAUGAUAAUGUGUUAAUUUAAUGUGGUAAGCUGUACAAUUAUUGUGUGUGUGUGUUGAGAACUGGACACAUUUGUUUUUGGAGCAGGGACUGUAACUCUGACUCGUGGUUCAUUGCAUGUAAUACUGCCGAACCUGUGGGACCACCACAGCAACCUUCUGUGACCUCAGCAACCUUCUGUGACCUCAGUGGGAUCUAGUAUAGUCUAGUUGCGUCUAUUGUCCUCAACACACACACCAAAAAAAAAAAGAGGCUUUCUCAUUAAGCUGAUCUUUUCAGUCACCAUGUCUGUGUUAAGUGUUGCAUCCAAGUUUUCAUGACAUUUCAUGUUAAAACAGACAAUGGGAAAAGAACACGUCUCAGGCCAGUCAUGUAAGAAUCUUUGAUACGAAUUUCAGUUUGAUACGGACAGUCACUUCUCAAGGAGUGAGGUUGAAUUGUAAAUGAGAACUUGUUCUCAACUUGCCUACCUGGUUAAAUAAAGGUAAAAUAAAAAUAAAUAAAUAAAUACUGCCAAUUUUGAAAGAGCUUUUCGCUGGACUUCUAAGAUGAGUCCGAUGUUUUACAUUGACGUGCAAACUUCAGCCAUGUAAUCCCUUGCCCCUGUUCGAUUUGACAUGUUUUUGUGUUCAUAUGCAGGGGUUAAAUGGGCAUUUCUAUGUCCUCUGAAUUGCUGGCUUUUCCAUAGUCAUUUUUCACAGAUUAGCCUAGUUCCUACUGUUUACUAUCUCCCCUUGUAAUGUCUCACGUUGGAACUCUCAAUUUCACCCUUGUAUCUGUGUGAGAGAGUGGCGUUGCCUAGAUGAUUUUUUUCACUCAUGAAAAAGAGAACAAGGCAAGGCAACUAUUUCUUAAUUGCACCAGAUUGUUGGCAUUUCCUUCCCCUGGCUGUUUUCCUGGUGGAACCACAGCAAUAUGUGCUGAUGUGGCUUGCAUUGUCUUGUGUGAACGAGAAAUGCUUCUGCUAAAUGAGAAACAAAGACUGUCUGAGUUGUUUUCUACACACCAGGAUAACUUUAAUGACUAACUGCAAUGCUUGUGUAGUAGUGCAUGUUUUGCGGUAUUGCACUCUCCCCACCCUCUAUUUUAAUGUUGUGUUACAAGCCUUAAAGAGCUGUCCUCAUAGUCUAUCUAUUGAUAAACCGGUGUCCAUUUGGUUUUAAGUGUGUGUUUGGGUGUGUGUUUUCCGUUAUUAGAUGGACAGCAUGUAUGAUCAAAAGAUAAAAUAUGAACGUAAAACGAGGUGCUGCUGUUUACAGUUUGCCUCCAUAUUUCUGAUGCUUUGACUUUUUUUGUACUAUAUUAAGUUUUAUGACGAAGCACACAGCCUGGAUGGUGAACCAGCCUGAUGGUGAACGUAGCGAUUGGGCUGUCUCCACCAAGCUAAAAUACACAUUCUUAGUCCCAAUUUUGUUAUUUAAAAAAAGAUUAUUCUUCAAUGAAUUCCAGUGUUUUAAUCUAAAGGAUGUUAAAUGUUAGAUAUUAUGUUUUAUAGAUCUACAAGUCUCAGUAGAUCAUUAGGUAUAAAUGUGUUAUGUAACACUUGCAAAUUAAAGAAUCUUCUCAUAUUUUUUUACCAUUGAUGGUAAUGAAGACUUUUCAGCAGUGCGGUUUAGUGAAAUAUAGGCCUAACGCUGAAAAGUACAGUAAACCUUGUGCUUUUAUGUCCAUUCAUGUUUUGACUGCCACAUUGGAGAUUGCCACCCACAAUCUUUAGUCAAGUCAAGUCAAGUCAGUCAACAAAUACUAUUUUUUGAUAUUGUACUUUGUUUCCUAAUGUGUAACUAUGGUUUGGAGAUGAAUUUUUUUUUUUUU
This is a messenger RNA of Oncorhynchus kisutch (coho salmon), 4295 nucleotides long. RefSeq names its product ADP-ribosylation factor GTPase-activating protein 1. Gene Ontology annotation, biological process: regulation of endocytosis; regulation of ARF protein signal transduction. The transcript has 14 exons. Gene Ontology annotation, cellular component: Golgi membrane. The record is from RefSeq and is a predicted model, not a curated record. Gene Ontology annotation, molecular function: GTPase activator activity. The coding region runs from base 216 to 1547 and encodes 443 amino acids. NCBI's taxonomy places the organism in Eukaryota, Metazoa, Chordata, Actinopteri, Salmoniformes, Salmonidae.